AUCUUCUACAUAGAAUGCUAAAUCUACUACCCUUGAAGAAGAAACAUCCUGAAUUUGACUAUCUUGUUGAAUAUCUAGUGUUACUCUUUUUUUUCCCCCAGUAGUCCAUUUGUAUACCAGCUUUCACAGGUGGCAACAUGAACUAAAUUUAAGUAUUAGCUUUUAUCUAAUGAACAAACCUCAGAAACAGUGAGUUUAUUUAUCUACCUUUUUUUUUUAAUUUACCAUCACUUCUCAUGCAUAACUGCAUAAUAUAUCAUAGUCAACUUAUUUGCAAUCUAGCAGGUCUGAAAAAAAUGUAUAAUUAAGACCAUUUCUGAGAAACCAGUUGGAGACUGAGUCCUGUCCCUGUAGGAGGAUUCUUCAGCCACUAUGUCAACUCACACAGAUGUUUCUCUUUCUUCAUAUGAUGAAGAUCAGGGAUGUAAACUUAUCCGAAAAGCUAGAGAGGCACCGUUUGUUCCCAUUGCAAUGGCCAGGUUUGCAGCAAUUGUUGCAUAUGGAUUAUAUAAAUUGAAGAGCAGGGGAAAUACUAAAAUGUCUGUUCACUUGAUCCACAUGCGUGUGGCAGCCCAACACUUUGUUGUGGGAGCAAUGACUCUUGAUAUGGGGCAUUCCAUGUAUAAGGAAUUCUGGGCAAAGCCUAAACCUUAGAGGAAGAGAAGCUGUCUCAGUUUUGUUGGUGGUAUUUGCUUUACUUAGGCAUCUCAUAUUGAGUUUAUAUGUUUAUGUUGAAAAUAAAUUAUUUGAAUGGGUCA
Mustela erminea (ermine) is the source of this 758-nucleotide messenger RNA. Its product is annotated as HIG1 domain family member 1A, mitochondrial-like. The transcript has a single exon. The record is from RefSeq and is a predicted model, not a curated record. Gene Ontology annotation, cellular component: mitochondrion. Gene Ontology annotation, biological process: mitochondrial respirasome assembly; negative regulation of apoptotic process. NCBI's taxonomy places the organism in Eukaryota, Metazoa, Chordata, Mammalia, Carnivora, Mustelidae. Bases 373 to 654 code for a protein of 93 amino acids.